Brassica oleracea var. oleracea is the source of this 2603-nucleotide messenger RNA. Its product is annotated as replication protein A 70 kDa DNA-binding subunit B-like. The transcript has 10 exons. Gene Ontology annotation, cellular component: nucleus. Gene Ontology annotation, biological process: DNA repair; DNA recombination; DNA replication. Gene Ontology annotation, molecular function: DNA binding. The coding region runs from base 1013 to 2554 and encodes 513 amino acids. The record is from RefSeq and is a predicted model, not a curated record. NCBI's taxonomy places the organism in Eukaryota, Viridiplantae, Streptophyta, Magnoliopsida, Brassicales, Brassicaceae.
AAUAGAGUUGAAGAUAUCAAUAAGACUAGGUAAUUUUUUUUAUGUUCUAUAUGCUACGAUUUCCUAGGUUAUUAUUAGUCAAACCCAAAUAAUCUUUUUGUCGUUUGAUAUAUUCACAAACAUUUACGUGAAGAAUGUGAUCUAAGAUAUCAAAAGAGAAUCAUUCUGAAAAAAUCUACUUAUACAAGUUGUUUGGACUCUUUUAUUUAAGUAACAAUUAUUUGGUCCUACCAUCUAUUAAUCAACUAACUAAAUAUAACUGUAUGGUUACCUACCUAUAUUUCUUACGCCAAAUCUAAACCACUAAUAAAACAACUAUAUUUUAACCACUAAUAAAACAACUAUAUUUUAUUAGACAGACCAAACAUGUUCCACAAUAUUAUAGAACACAAUAUAUUUUAUAUCGAAGACACUAUACACUAUAUAAUCAAACACAUUGAGUUUUGCGAUACAUGGUCAUCUUUCAUGACAGUUAUAUGUACUAUAAUGUACUAUAAUCAUAUCACGUAUUGUAUCAUCUCAAUCAAUCUAAGAUUCCAAAAUAUUAUUGUUUAAAUCGUUAUAUACCAAGUUCUUCUUUAUUAGUCCACUCUCAUCUAUCAAAGAUAAAAUCUGUUUUUUUUUUAAAUCGGAUCAAGUUUAUAAUUACCACGUUUUCCUAACUAUUGUGAUAAUAUUGUAAAAUAUAAGUUAUUAAUUUGCUAGCAUAAAUUUCUCUAACCUGCUUUAACUGAAUAGAUUUUCGAAACAAUCUUUUCGAUAGGAUUUUAAAUACAUAAAAACUAAAAUCUUAGAAAAAUUGAUCUACAAGUUUCGUAUUAACUGGAUAAACAUUAUCGUUUGGAAAUUAUAUUCCAGUAAUAUUCCUUAUUCCUUCAACUAAAAAAUCAUAUCAGAUCUUCUUUAACUUCAACCCUAAUUAUAUGUACCCUACAAACACGGCGACCCCUCCUAUUAUAAAUGGUUGCUCGUGGUUAACCCCUAAGUUCAUGAAACAUAUCGAUACAAAACAAUGGCAAACAAUAUGCAGCUGUCUUUCUUGAACGAUCUCAAACCUCACAAAACUGCUUGGCGCAUUCAAGUGAAAAUCCUCCACUCAUGGAGAUUCUUCAUGAAAGGUGUUGGUGAAUCUAUGGAACUCAUCCUAAGUGAUGCACAUGGAACAAAAAUCCAUGCCUCGUGUAAGAAGACCUACAUGGCUGAUUUGGCUAAGCAUGUUCGUGUUGGUGCGUGGAGAAACAUUGAUCAUUUCUGUGUUUCUGGUGCUGGGAAUGGUGCAUAUCGAUCAACUGGUCACAAAUAUCGCUUGGCUUUUAUUCACAGCACUAAAAUAUCAGAGUCUACCCUACAUGAUGACAACAUGUUUCUUAACAUUGUUGAUUUCGAUUCAAUACAAAGUGGUUUGCUAGAUUCGAACUUUCUGAUUGAUGUUUUCGGACAAGUUUUAGACUUGGGUGAUCUCGAGACUAUUCAGUGUACUGGAGGUAAACAAAGAAAGAAGUUGGAGUUUUCACUCGUGAAUGUUUGUGGUCAAAGAUUAGCUUGCUGUCUAUGGGGGAAAUUUGCAGAGAAUCUCCACUCUGUUUGCCAAGAAACAGAAGGCAUUGUAUUAUGGCUUCUAAGAUUCGCUAAGAUUGGGCAAUACAGAGAAGUCCAGAUCUCCAAUGCUUUCGAUGCAAGUCAGCUCUUUAUCAAUCCUGAAAUAGCAGAAGCAGAUGAGUUUAAACAAAGAGAGACUGAUGAAUCCCAAGCUUUAGCAAUAUCAGAAUCAGAAGAUAACAAGCUUGUGUUGCAGAUUAAACGAGAUAAAUGGAUGCAAUAUCCACAAAAAAACAUUCACGAGUUGUUUGAAUCUACCCAGGAUGAAAUCCUAUGCAGAAUAGUGGCAACAAUAUAUGCCAUUGACACCGAUUGGGGAUGGUAUUAUUUUGGGUGCCAAGACUGCAACAAGAAGGUGUUUCCCCAUUCAAAAAUCGUCAAGAAGCUUUAUGGAAAGGAUGUUGUUACACAUAUGUGGUAUUGUGAAACAUGCAAAGUAAAAGUUAGCUCUGUCUCCCCUAGAUUCAAAAUUCAUUUGCUGGUGAAAGAUGAUACUGGCGAGUCAUCCUUUAUGUUGCUGGAUUCAAUUGCUAUUGGAGUUGUUCCACAAUCUGCUACAGAUCUACUGAAUGGUUCACUUGAUGAACUUGAAGACACUUCUUCAUUUCCGGAUGCAAUUACAACUUUGGUUGGACAGACUUUUAUGUUUGGAGUUUACAUUGAAAAAGAUGGUUCUUCUGGCGCAGGGGUGUCAUACAAAGUUGGUAAGGUUUGGAAAGACCUACGUAUGUUAAUGCUUGGUGAAAACUCAGAAAGCUAUUCUGUUCCUAACCAAGGAAUUGAGGCAUCACCUUUGCUUCUGGAGGCUCAAGGUGAUGAAAGUGUUUCUACCCCUUCUUCCAAACGAAAAGGAGACCACCAGGAACUACCAGAACUAGAAUCUACCUCCAAAAAGCAGAGCACUAAAGUUAUCAAAAUGGAGAAGAUACAGGAUGAUUCUUCUGAAUCGAGCUAAACAGUGAAAGUUUGUUUGGUUUGUAGGUGUUUUCAUGUUUGGUUUUUAU